UUCUUAUCACUUGGUAGCCAAAUUACUUUUUUAAAAGCUUUUUUAUUACUUUUCAAUUAUUUUUUUUAAAUGAAAAUAUGUUUUAAGUACGUUUCUACGAUAUUUCAUAUGCAUAAAUAAGAACACCUAGCUUGAAAUCAUAAGUUCUUUGUGCGUAGUGAAGGUAUUUUUGUGAAAUAUUCCUCCAUAUAAAUUUUGUCAAAGGGAUAAAAAAUAAGGAAUGAUUCAUGUUGAUUUGAUUGAAUAUUGAAUUUAUUCAAUUGAUUACCAUGUACUUAGGAUAAGGAAUGUAUAAAAUUUCUUCUAGAGUAUUCAUACGAGUUGUAGAUUUGACUUUUGAAAAACUUAAUAUACGAAUAAUAACGAAACACAAUAUGGGAACAUACGUGCAGAAGAAUUGUACCUAUACUCCUAAGCGAUAUGAAAACAUAAAGAAGUCGAUUCAAGAUAAACGUUUGUACAGAGGCCUCACAUUGAACAAUGGCUUGAGAGCUCUGCUAAUCAGCGAUCCAACUACUGAUAAAUCAGCAGCAUCUUUGACAGUCAAUGUUGGUGCUUUGAAUGAUGGUGCCGAACUUCCUGGGUUAGCGCAUUUCUUGGAACAUAUGCUUUUCCUUGGUAGUAAAAAAUACCCAGAAGAAAACGAUUACCAAAAAUAUGUAUCCGAACAUGCUGGCCAUACUAAUGCUUAUACUGCCGAACACCAAACUAACUUCUUUUUCGAUAUUGGUCCUGAUUUUCUGCCCGGUGCUUUAGAUAGGUUUGCUCAAUUUUUCAUCGAACCGCUUUUCGAUGACUCUGCAACGCAACGUGAAGUGAAUGCUGUAAAUUCAGAGCAUGAAAAAAAUAUCCCAGCUGAUCAAUGGCGUGUUCGACAGUUGGAAAAAUCGAAUAGUAAAGCAGGACAUCCUUAUAAUCAUUUUUCUACAGGAAAUAAAGAUACUUUGGAUGUUAUUCCGAAAUCCAAGGGGAUCGAAAUUCGUAAAAAAUUAUUAGAUUUUCAUAACACUUGGUAUUCCGCUAAUAUAAUGUGUCUCGCGGUAUUAGGGAGAGAAUCAUUGGAUGAAUUGGAAAAUCUCGUAUCUAAUCUUUUCGAUGACGUUAAUAAUAAAGACGUUGAAUGUCCGAUAUACAACGACCAUCCUUACGGCUCUGAACAAUUGAAACGUAAAUUUUACGUUGUUCCUGUGAAAGAUAUUCGUUCCUUGAAAAUAAGUUUUUCAGCUCCUGAUGUUAUUGAUCAAUAUCGAACUUCGCCUGAACAUUACGUCAGUAAUUUGAUUGGACACGAAGGACCUGGAAGCUUACACGCAAUUCUCAGAGAAAGAAGUUUAUGUAAUAGCUUGAGCGCUGGUUUAUCAUAUACUGCCCCUGGGUUCGGAUUUUUCACCAUUAACGCUGAUUUAACUGAAGAAGCUAUGGACAAAAUUGAUGAUAUAAUAACACUUGUAUUUCAGUACAUAAAACUAUUGAAAACCGAAGGAAUUCAGGAAUGGAUUUUUGAAGAAAAUAAAAAGUUGGAAGAAAUGAUGUUCAUGUUUAAAGAUAAAGAAUCACCUUCAUCUUAUGUGAUGACUUUAGCAGCUGCAAUGCAUCAUUAUCCUAUUGAAGAUAUUUUAUCUGCCAAUUACAUAAUCGAUGAGUGGAAACCUGAAUUAAUAUCGAGUUUAUUGAAAUAUUUAACCCCAGAAAACAUGAAAGUAAUCGUUGUUAGUAAAUCAUUCGAAUCUAUCGCUACUGAAGUUGAGCCGUGGUAUGGUACUAAAUAUAAAAUAGAACCAAUUCCAGAUGAUUUAAUUAUGAAAUGGAAGGAAGUUGAUGUUCCUCCUAAAGAAGUUUUGCAUUUACCUCCACCCAAUGAAUUCGUGCCAGAAAAUUUUGAUCUAUUUCCAUUAGAUGCAAAUGCUCCAAAAAAUCCGACCAUUCUUUACGAAUCGCGUACAUCGAGAGUUUGGUAUAAGCAAGAUGACGAAUAUUUACUACCAAAGCUCAACGUGCAUAUUGAAUUGUUCAGCCCUCUAGCUUUUCUUGAUCCCGGAAAUUAUAACUUGACCAACAUGUUCGUGUUUCUAUUGAAAGAUGCUCUGAACGAAUAUGCUUACGCUGCGAAAUUAGCUGGAUUAAGUUGGAAUAUUACCAGCACAAAGAACGGUGUAUUGCUUGGACUCAGUGGGUAUAAUGAAAAGCUCCCAGUGUUAUUGGAUAGAGUUAUCGACAGAAUGGUCACCUUUCAAGUGGAUCCCAAACGUUUUGAAAUUAUUAGAGAAGCGUUCAUUCGUUCCUUGAAAAAUUUUGAAGCAGAUCAACCUCAUCAGCACGCUAAUUUCUUUUUAUCCUACGCCCUCACAGAAUACGGAUAUAAUAAAGAAGAACUGUUGGAUGCUUGUGAUGUUUUGAAUGAACAAAAUCUAAUGAGAUUUUUACCGGAUUUCUUUUCGCAUAUCUAUAUGCAGGUUUUGAUUCAUGGAAACUGCAGUAACAAUGUGGCAUUGCAUAUCGUGAAGCUUUGCGAAGAUCCGUUCAAAUCUGCUUGCGGCUUAUUACCUCAACAACUGUUGCCAUACAGAGAAGUCAACUUAGAAUACGGAUCUCAUUUCGUGUACGAAAUCUAUAAUAAAGUCCACAGUAGCUCGUGUUUCUGUGCUUACUACCAAUGUAGUUUGGAAUCAACAGCGAAUAAUACCAUUAUUGAAUUAUUCGCUCAAAUCAUCAACGAACCUUGUUUUAAUGUUCUGCGUACUCAAGAACAAUUAGGUUACAUCGUGAUGAGCGGAGUUCGCAGAAAUAGCGGAGUUCAGGGUUUGAUAAUUUUAGUACAAUCGGAAAAACAUCCCGUUUAUUUGAAUUCUCGCGUAGAGGAAUUUUUGAAAUCGAUGCAGCCUUACAUCGAGAAAAUGACCGAUGAAGAAUUCGAAACGCAUAAAACUACAUUGGCGACUAGGAAAUUAGAAAAACCUAAACAGUUGGCGAAAUUAACUAACAAAUUUUGGGGUGAAAUAUCUUCCCGUUAUUAUAAUUUUGACCGAGUUGAAAUGGAAGUCAAAUAUUUAUCUACUUUGAAGAAAGACGAUGUUUUGAAUUUCUACAAGGAUUCGCUACUCAUCAACUCGUCUCAUAGGCGAAAGUUGGCUAUUCAUGUGAUAUCUAAAGUAACUAAUCCCAGUUAUUCGAAAGAAUUGGAAGAAAAAGCUGAAAAGAUCGAAGAUGUGACUCUGUUCAAGAAUUCGCUUAGCUUAUGCCCGCUGCCAAAACCUUACAUGAAUAUUCCUCCCGUUGGAACUAAGUCUAAAUUGUAAUUUUCACUUAAUAGUCGAUGUACAUUUUACAGUGUAUGAUUUUUUUUCACUUGUCUUCUUAAUUUUGAAAAAUGUUAGAAGUGAUGUACUACAAUAAACGUCGAUUCUUCAAUA
Planococcus citri (citrus mealybug) is the source of this 3410-nucleotide messenger RNA. RefSeq names its product Insulin degrading metalloproteinase (gene Ide). The record is from RefSeq and is a predicted model, not a curated record. Gene Ontology annotation, biological process: peptide catabolic process. Gene Ontology annotation, cellular component: mitochondrion; cytosol. Gene Ontology annotation, molecular function: metal ion binding; metalloendopeptidase activity. Lineage: Eukaryota; Metazoa; Arthropoda; Insecta; Hemiptera; Pseudococcidae. Bases 288 to 3296 code for a protein of 1002 amino acids. The transcript has 22 exons.